UGACAAUACCAUGCGAUCUUUUUAAAAUAACACGAAGUUUUUAAAAUAGUCAUCUAUUUCAUAUUUUUUAAAUCAUGAGUGCCGUAAAAUUAAACGGUGAACAUAAAGUCAACGGGUCUGAUUUGAAAACGCCCUUUCUAAUAGGAGUUGCCGGUGGUACAGCCAGCGGAAAGAGUACAGUAUGUAAGAGAAUAAUGGAAAAACUGGAUCAAGUUGAAGUAGACCAGAAGCAGAGACAAGUAGUGUGUAUAUCUCAAGAUAGUUUUUAUAGAGAACUGAGCCCAUCGGAAAUUAUUAAAGCUGAAAAGGGACAGUUUAAUUUUGAUCAUCCAGAUGCAUUUAAUGAAACCCUAAUGUAUGAAGUUUUGGUUGAUAUUUUGGCUGGUAAAAUGGUUCAGAUACCCACUUAUGACUACAGGAAUCAUUCCUUGAGCAAAGACGAGAUUUUAACCAUAUAUCCGGCAGAUGUAGUUCUUUUUGAAGGCAUUUUAGUAUUUUACUUUCCGGAAGUUAGAAAACUAUUCCACAUGAAACUUUUUGUAGAUACAGAUUCAGACACCAGGUUAGCUAGGAGAGUUCCGCGUGAUAUUAAUGAAAGAGGACGAGACCUGGAACAAGUACUUAAUCAAUAUAUGAACUUCGUAAAACCUGCAUUUGAAGAAUUUUGUUCACCUACCAAAAAGUUUGCCGACGUUAUUAUCCCCAGAGGUGCUGAUAAUAGUGUCGCCAUAGAGUUGAUAGUACAGCACAUACGGGACAUUCUGAGCAAAGGAAGGAAUUCGGAAGAGCGACACGUGAGUCCGCCGAAGCUGGUGUACACUCCAAAAUCGUCUCCUUCAAAGAAGAACAAUCCUGGAGAUCAUCUGUUCAAAAGACCGCAUUGAGUGUGGCUUUAAAAACUCUUAGAUAAUUUUUAAAGUAAACACAACAAUUUGAUUCUAAGUGUAGAUUUAGUAGUGUAUUUAGAAGCUCAAAUUUGAACAAAUCAGUUACAUAGAUUUACAUAUUGUUCUGCAAUUUUAAAACCGUGAAAACCAAGAAGCGGAUUUUAGUAACGCUGAAAUCCCCACACUAAGUGGUAGAAGAUAUGAAUACAACAGAUUCGGCAAAAAUAAGUAUUGUAGGCAAUUUUGUUUUAUAAUUUAAGUUAAGGUUUAAAAGAAACUUCCUAGUAAGUAAAAACAUAAUGUUGUAGGUGUUUUUUCUUGAAUUAUUUAUUUAAUUUGUGCCUCUCUAGUAUUUAACACACAACACUAGACCGUAUUUUUAGAAUUUAAAUGAAUCUUAUAGUAUACCGCAUUUCUUAAUAUCUGAUAACACGUUAACCUCAUUAUAUAUUUAAAAGGGGAAAUAUCUCUUACACAUACCUUACAGAAGAUUGUAAUUUGUGAUUUCCGUUUGAGUUGAAAGAGUUUAAAUCUAGGAAAGAACUACAAAACGAAGCAGCCACUACUAGUUUAAGCUUAAUAUUUCAAUUGUGAUUGCUUCUUACCUUGUGAAUAUAUUACAGAUUACGUAUAGCCAUAUCAAGUACGACCAAUUGAAGUAGAAGUAAAUUUAGCUGGUGAGCAAAGCAUUUUGUAGUUUAAAGUCUCCUUAUCCUUGAUUUGAAGUCAUCCCAAGUGUCCAGCCGUAACAGCAACUCUAUCAUAACUUUUAGCGACAAGUUAGGUUCUAAAGCAUGUAAAGAUUUGGAAAAAAGCAGCAGUUUCGUUCAAGGUUUGGAAAAAACUUUGCAAACCAUAUCAACUAGAAGUAAAUUUAACAUAACUUUGAGCGGCAAGUUUGGUCCUAAAGCAUGUGUCCUUUUGAAAGAUUUGGAAACAAUCAGCAGUUCGUUCAAGGUUCCAAAAAAAAUUUGGCAAACCAUAGCAAGUGCGACCUAUUAAACUAGAACUAAAUUUAACCGGUGAGCAAAGCAUUUUACGAAUAAAAACGUGUCCUUCACCUUGAUUUGAAAUCAUCCUAAGUGCUCAGUCUUAACAGCAUCUCCAUCAUAAUUUCAAACGACAAGAUGAGUCCUAAUGCAUGUGUCUUUUUGGAAAAUUAACAAAAAAGCAGUAGUUGCGUUCAAGGUUUGGAAAAAAAAAACUGUGCAACCAUAUUAAAUGUGACCGAUUGAACUAGAACUAACUUUAGCCUGUGAAUAAAACAUUUGCGAUUGGAAAAACGUGUCUUUGACUUUGAAUUGAAGACAUCCAAGUGCUCAGCUAAGAGCAACAAUUUUGGUCGCUCCAAGUUAUGAUGUAUUUUCCGUAUGUGAGAUUCCGACAAUUUUUUUUCUUUCAAUAUACUCUCCUUUCACAUUCAUUCAUUACUCCAUGCAAAUCUUCAACUGUGCAAAGCAGUACUGGAGAUCAUUGUCCCCUACGCUGUUAAGUAGCUGCGCCGAUGUUUAUUUUAUGUCGUCUAAUGACUCAUAGCGAUUUCCUUUCAAGCAGGAUUUGGUUUUUUAAAAUAAGUAGAAGUCACAGGGUGCCAAACCUGGCAAAUAUAAUGGGUGCUUCGUGCAUGUGGCAGAAUUUUGGCCAAAUAUACUUUUUGAACUUCAGCGGUUACAGUGCGCGGUUGUCUGCUUAUUAUGGACGUUGCCACUGUUACCAGUAAUUGUAAUUUGUGACGAAAUUUAAUUAUUUUUUCGAAAACAUAUCUUUUGAUGGAAUUUGAUCAUUUAACGUACUGUUAAAUAUUAAGAAACAUAUUGUAAUUAAAUUUUUACAUAGCUUAACAUAAUUGCUACAUUUAUUAAAAUUCUGAACGCAGUUUCAAUUGAAUUUAGUAAUUCUACUGAGUAGCAAUAGCAACAAUUUUAUAUAUUGUUAAAAAUUUGAGUUUUUAAGUACAUAUCAUUACAUUUCACAAUGUAGAAAUAUACAAAUGUACAUAUUAUAUGACAUAGUUUGGCUUAAGUGUUAUAUAUUUUAUUUAUUUUUGUUUUAUUUAUUUUUGCUAAGGCAAUGUUUCUGUUAAAAAAUAACAAGUUUUGUUGUUUUUAAUACAAUUAAGUGUUAUAUGUCUUUAUUCAUAAACUAAAAAUGGCGAAAAUUUAUGACAACAAUGUUCAACAACGUUUUUUGAGUUGACUGGUUUAAAUUUUAUUGUAGGUUGUUCUUGUAACAGUUAAAAAUAAAGUUUUUGAUGUUUUAAUAGAAAAAUUAGAGAGCUAUUUUUUCAAAGACUGUAUAGAAAUAUAUUUGAAAUAUAUAACUAUGAAACAAAUUGGUUGUAAACAUAAAAAAGUAUUUUUUAUCCAUGGGACGUAGUAGUAGAAGUGGACUCGAUGGCUCAGCGUACUGACAGACUCACGAAGUGAGGAGUUUAUUGGGUUUAAGUAUAAGUCGAAAAUAAUGAAAUCAAAAACAGAUUUGCGACUUUAAAUUGCAAUUUACGAGUGAAUAAAGUCGGCCGAUGGAUGGUAUAAGUUAUGCUGACUCAUCGAUCCAUAAGAUGAUAAAAAUCAGAAUAGUUGUAGAGGUAAACCUUAUUUUAAUAUUAACAAGGUUUGGAGUGAACCAGUGCCUCCUAUUUUAACAAAUUGUUCAUAUUUGUAGGUACUCUUAUUGUGAUUUCGAGAAUACAAUUACCAAAGAAAAAUUAUAACGCUUGCCUUAGUUAAUUCUUGAUAUUAGGCUCAAUUAAAAUGCAAUCAAAUGCAAUAAGAUGCCACAUUACUAUAGUACUUCAAAUUAUAUCUGUGCACAGAAACAUUAAAGAAAGAUAAGAGAAUCUUUGACUAAUAUGAAUAUUUAGCAGUAGUACUCUUCCCUUAUUUCGAUAUUGACUACUGCUUUGGCCAAUUCUUCAUAUUAGGAUCAAGGUAAAAGUUGCCAUGGUACUAUAGUCCUUCAAAUCACAUUUGUGUAAGGAAACAUUAAAAAAAAUUGGGAAUUAUGGGUUAAUAUGAAUAUUUAUAGUGGUACUCCUCUCUCGUUUCGAUAUUGCCUCGUACUUUGGUCAAUUCUUCAUAUUAGGAUCAAAAUAAAUGUAACAAUUAUGUUGCCACGGUAUUACAGUUCUUCAAAUCAUAUUUGUGUAAGGAAACAUUCAAGAACAUUUUGGGAAUCAUAGACUAAUAUGAAUAUUUAGCAGUGGUACUCCUAUCUCAUGUCUACAUUCCUUUGCUACAUUUUGCUUUACCUGCUACAUACAAGGAGUGAUCCAAAAGUUUCAGGACUAAAACCUAAAAACAUACAUGAAAAGUAUUAUAAAUCAAUCAAUGUUUGUACCUUUCAAAGUACUAUCCUUGGCAAUGAAUACACUGUUUUUGUGGAAUGCUCUUUACUUACUUCAGUUAGUUUUCUUUAAUUUUUUCUAUUGAGCCAAACAUUAACACAUUUUUUACUCAAUAGUUGCCAAAAAAUCGCAUUUAAAAUUUACAGAAGUAAUUAAAACAUGCUUGCACUGAAAUUAUUGGUUGCAAAACUAUUAUGCAAAUAAAAAUUAUGUUAUUGAAUCUUAUUUCAGUUGAAAUCUAACAAAAAUACGAACGAAAGCAAUCGAGUAUCGGAAAAUACGUAAGUUUGGACUGUCACUUCAAACGGUGCUGCCAACCCAUCGAUAUAAUAUACCAACCAUUCUGCCCGUUGCGACGUUGCCGCACAAUUCAAAAAUCCUAGAAUUUAAUGAUCCCUCCUCGUACAUAAUAAAUUAUUAAGACAAGCGUUAUAAUUAAACAAUUUAUUCACAAAUAAUUUAUUUUUAUUUAUUAACGUUCAUUUCUAUGGUUAUUUAACACACAUUGUUUUGUCGCAUUUAUAUGUUAAGUGCAUACAAAAAAUUAGACAGCUAGAUAGUUCACAAUAAAAAACUCUACAUUAAAUAAACAAAAUUUAUAGAAUGAAAUAAUAUAAACACUAUUUACUUUUCUUGUACGUUAACGAAUAUCAUUUAUUUUCCUUUUUUUGGUGGUUUAUUCCAAAAGUAUUUGAUCUUCGCUCAUAACUUUGAAAUACUGUAUAGUUCGUCAUGUAGUUCCAUUGGUACUUCCGUGCUCUAUUUAGUUCCAAUCAAAUUGGGAGCUUUCAUUGCUCCACAGUCACACAGAUCAUCUUCAGCGUAGCCCUACUUUUUCAGAUUGUACUUGUGGGUGAGUUCACUUCGAAGCCGGUUUAGAGGUUUCCACCUGGAGAAAGGUAAGUUUGAUACUGCGGGUAGUUCCUCCUAAUGGUUAAGUAGAGGUUGUGGAUCGUACAAGUUUCAAAUUUCUCUCUUAUGUGACGAAAGAAGCUGCGGUGUGACUUCAUUCGAGCGGAGUUGUCAGAAAUGAUCAUGUAGGGGGAGACAGCGGUCUUUGACUUGUUUGCCUUUAUCGGCCUCUGCUACAGCUCUUGUGAUCGUAGGUGGAGCUAUUCCUGCGAAAUACCUGUGAGGCGUGCGUUGAGUGUUUGCAGACUAUAUCCGCUGAGAAACUUGGCAGUCUGCAAGCGCUGAGUGCGAAGGACAUGUGGAUGAGCACCUCAAGUUGUGCCUGUCACUUACUUCAGGAUGUUUUUUGAUAUGAGUUUCAUCUUUAUAGUAUGAAGUUAUUUUGGGGUUGGGUAGUGCCCUAAUUCCUGAUCUGAUCACACAACAUUAGGCUUUUUGCAAGCUUCUUUAUUAUUUAAAUGGAAAGCAUAUGUCUGUGUUUUUGACGGAUUGACUUUAGGUAGUUUCGUUCAUAGUAAAUGAUUUUUUUUGUUUUAGGUUUAGGAAAACUAGGCAGUUUUCUGUCCUAUAUCAUUAGUGUGUACUUUAAGGGUCUCUCCAACAUAUAUAUUAAUGAUAUACAUGAGAGUUCCACUGUCACCAGUUCCUACCUGAUGUUUGCUGAUGACUUUAAAUUGCACUGUCUUAUUAAAGUCUACACACUUUCUUCAGAUCCAAAACUCGAUUGAAUCACCAGUACGUGAUUAAUCACUGACCAUUUCAUUAAUUGCCAAUGGAAUUUUGUAUAAUUUGAAUAGGUUUCGCCCGUUUUUGUCGAGUUUGAGGGAAAACUUUUAUAUAUUUUGUACUUUCACUCUUAAAUAACUUUUGCUCAGUCCUGUGUCAUUUUCAGCGAUUACAAAAUGUGAGGAUCACAAGAAAAGCAAAAUCUACAAACUCUUAUUCUUGUUGGCAACUGCCAUAUCGGAAAAAGUUAUUGAUUACGCUCGUACUCCACAGAGGGCGCUUUAGCUCGAAGUUAUGAAUGAAGGUCGUAUAUUUUUUAUACGUCAUAUAAUAACGUCUAAUCUGACUAGGCAAAUUCCACUUCUUAUGAGUUUAUUUAAUGUUAAUAUUAGGAGAAUAGCGUCGUUAUUAAAAACAUAUCACUAAGAAACAUUCACUAGAAAAGGUCAGCAAAGCAAUAUAGUACCGACAAUUGUUUAAAUAUAAGAUAAUGCGAUAUUAAAUGCUUUUUCAAUUAUUAUGCUUAUGAACUUGUUUACCUACGAAGUUUAAAAUAUACAUUCGAGUGAUCAGAGGUAAGAUCUUUUGCAUUUUUGCAUUAAUUUGGGUUCUAUUAGUUCAUAAAUUAUGCUAAUUAAAAAAUCUUCGUGGUGAACAGUCAACGGCCCUUAGAAACUUUAACAUUUAACGAAAUACUUACAUCUCAAAGAUCGGUAAACCUUUGUGUGGUUAAAACUUGUCGCAAUUGUUAUGCCAGGACAAUUGAAUAAUACUGCACAGAAACCAUCUGUUAUCAUGUCAUGAUUACACAGGUUCAAUCAUUUUCAUAUAGGGCUAUCAGUGGACUCUUGUUAAGUUUAUAAUGGUUUCUAUAUUUUUGGCAUAAGUAGACAAUCUUUACUAAAUGUUUACAUUAUUGUAGACUAAGCAAUAAAGCGGCGAUUUUUGAUAUUUUAUUAUUUAUUUUUUUACCUAGUCACGUCUCGUUUUCGUUCAAUAAUCUUAGCAAAAACUUUUUAAGCUAUGCUAUUAGACUCAGACGGGCUUCCAUAUCGAGUCGUCUACACUCUGGGAGCACUCCAGCUCGCACCCUGUCCUACCUUUUACUUCACAAAAAACUCUACGGCUGAUUUGUUGUUUCAACAAAUUGUUUCCAUUUUAAUCUAAGAAUAAAAAGUCAUUCUCAAGACUAUCUAUGAAGAAAGCACAAAUACACUCAUGGAUGUAUUAAGAGCACAGGAUCCUUCGACACAAGAUAGCAAAAGACCUUUACAAAGCAUACGAGGCAACAACCGAGGAACUGUUCGUUUUUUCAACGAGAUAACAAGAUUUUCAAGGUAAAUUCCAUGUGAUUAAACUUUUGGCUCUAAAAAUAUAGCACAAUCUUGUUUUUACUCUCGUCGUUGGUUUCCAAUUCCAAUACUGUGUGAGAGCCACAUGAUUUACUGUAGGAUAAAAAAAAUUCUUAUCUAUAUGAGGCAUAAUAGCUUGUCCGGCUAAUAUAUUAACCAAAACUGGAUUUUAUUUAUGCUGUUCAAAAAUGUUUAAAUUUGUUUCAAACUAACACGAUAUCAUUUUCAUGUGGAACAGCCUCAUAAUCUUGUAAUCUUCUAUUGGAUAUUUGAAAUAAAUAACGUAUAUUUUGUGCAUAACUGUAGCAAUAACUCUUCUAUCUUUAUUGAUUUCACUUGGACUAAUCUCACUUUUUUCAUCUUUAGUAGGUUGUUCAACAAGUCUUAUCAUUCCAUAAGAAAUUCCUUAAGACAUUUUGUAAUUCAUGUUGGUAUUCAAUAUAAUCCCUCUGAACUUUAAUACACUUGUCCCAAAAAUCUUUUGGUUAAUAUAUUCCAUCUAUGAAGUGGGACUUCGUUCAGUGAAAAUCGUUUUCCACUUCCUUCAAAUGAGUUUUUUGAAUCGGUAAGUACAGAAGAAGUCAGACGGAACUAAAUCUGGCGAAUAUAACAAUUUCUUUCAUUAUUUUCGUGAUGGUUUUUUAGAUUUGCGUUACGGUGUGUUAUCUUGGUGAAAAAUGUGCAAACCACGAACAUUAUAUUCAGAUAGUCAAAAAUCUUACAAAAUAAUACUUUGACUUUAUUGCUCUACCAACUAGAGGUUAUUAAAGUGCAUUUGGGAUACCAAAAAAUUGGUGUCCCAUUCUUGCUUGGUCGAAAUCUGGACUCUAGUUUACCUCGCAUCCGAAGUAGCGGUUGACAACACUCGUUAGUUUGAUUUAGGAAGAUAGUAGUAGAUGUAGUUUUAAUAAUACUCAUAAAAUGAUGCAUAAUUGCACCAUUUGUUGAUUUGAUGGGAUGAUUUGAUGAGUAUCUUUUAUUGGUCAGUAUAUAUGUAAUAUAAUUUUUAAUAAUGUUUAUUAUGCUAGUCGCACUUAUUUUCCAUGUCUACAAUCUACGGGAACAAAAGUUAAAAAAUGGUGUUUGGCACUAUAGUAAACUACUAACAGAAUUCUACCAGUCUAGUUUCCAUUUCGUUCCUUAUUUCGAGUCAGACAUAACCUUAUAUAUUGGACUGCACCUUUUCCAAAAAAAAACUAUUUCUGCACGAUGUUUGUUUUUUCCAUUGUAAAAAUAUACUGUGCCACUUCAGUGUAAACAUAUGAAUGAGUUGAAAAACGUAAACAAAGCUGUCAUUUGUUUUAUGUGUUCAUCCAACAGGAGUACCAUCUUUAGAAAAAUAAAAUGACGAACUUAGUAGCGCCAUCUUUUAUCAAGCGACAAAACUUAUUGAAAACAUAUUUCUGCCACGUGUUUUAUUUGCCAUGUUUGAUUUCUCUCUGUAUCUCGUUUAACUAAGUUGAAAGUGGAAUAUUUCCCCGUCAGUCGGUUUUAGCAUUUUUGUUUGGUUUUAAUGGUAUUUUGAUAAUAUAGAAAAACUAGAAGAAACACCACUAAAAAAAUCGUACCACACCUGCUAUACAAGUAUAUAAUAGAAUAGAAUAAAUACCACUAAAAAAUUCGUACCACACGUAUUUCACGUGAUGAAAUUUUUUUAACAAUUUUGCCUCUAAAAAUGUUUGCAAUAACGUUUAACAGUUUUCUAUUUAUUGUUAUGUAGUAUUGUUUUUAGUCUAAUGCAAUGUUUUAUAAAAAAGCUAAAAUAUAUUGUUUGGUUACCAAUAAAAUUGUUUUAUCU
This is a messenger RNA of Diabrotica balteata, 9021 nucleotides long. The record is from the annotation of a GenBank genome assembly. NCBI's taxonomy places the organism in Eukaryota, Metazoa, Arthropoda, Insecta, Coleoptera, Chrysomelidae.